Messenger RNA from Fundulus heteroclitus (mummichog), 7754 nucleotides. It is a transcript of the gene mpripb, whose product is annotated as myosin phosphatase Rho interacting protein. The record is from RefSeq and is a predicted model, not a curated record. The transcript is spliced from 25 exons. Gene Ontology annotation, cellular component: actin cytoskeleton. NCBI's taxonomy places the organism in Eukaryota, Metazoa, Chordata, Actinopteri, Cyprinodontiformes, Fundulidae. Gene Ontology annotation, biological process: actin filament organization. Bases 914 to 6733 code for a protein of 1939 amino acids. Gene Ontology annotation, molecular function: actin filament binding.
UGUGUGUUCGCGUGUGCUCUCCUCCUCUCCCUUGGGAGAGAAGAAAAUAAACCCGCUGCUGCUGCUACCAAGGAGGCUAGUUAUGGAGCCGAACCUUUAAAUACUCAUUCCCUGCUCUGUGAAAGAACUGGUUGGUUUGCCUGCAGUGUUUUUUUGUUUUUUUUUUACCAGAGUAGGAAAAAGCUUUUCUUUUUUUUUUUUCUUUUUUAGCAUUUGUACCUCCAAAGCCUCGGCGUUAUAAAAGAAGAAGAAGAAGAAAAAAGAAAACUCAGGUUGAAGAAGCGAGGCAGGAGCGGCGUUAUCUGCUUUAGCCUGUACCGCUAACCGGAGCGCUGGAUGAACUUUGCAUGGAGCGACUGCAGCGGAUGGGUUCGGAGUUUGCCGAGUGACUGUCCGCUUUUCCCCGGCUCCGGAGCUCACGGGGGCCCCGGCUCCACCGGAUGGGCUCCGUCCGCCUGCAGCCUAAUAACGGCAGCGGUCGCGCGAGUGCCGCGUUCGUGGUUUUUACCACCCCGCUGUCGAGCCUGAGAUCCGCUGGGAAGCUAACAGGAUAUUAGCCACCUUCUCCCCCUUCUUCUCUUUGUGGUCGCAGGCCGGGGGAGCCGUAAAGCGGUCGUCGCCGCGCUGGGUGCCGGGAAGGUCUGUCUGGAUGGCCGCUGCUUAUUUAUUCUGGAAACUGGAUACAGUUUAAGCGACGGAAAGGAAGCUCCCGAAAACAGCGUUUGUUACUUGAAAAUGCGUCGCAGCGCUGGUGGAUCUCAUUCCAAGUUAGGAUAAGGAGGAGGAGGAGGAGGGGGAUCACACGCACACACAGAGGAACAGCAGGAGUUACUGCUUCUAAGGUCUUUGGAGGGGGAAUAAAGCUUUUUUUUUUUUUCUUUUUUUUUUCUCUCUCCAAACGUGUGACAAUAUAAUGUCUACCGCAAAGGAAAACACUUGCAGGAAAUUCCAGGCGAACUUCUUCAACAAGAGUAAAUGUCAGAACUGCUUCAAGCCGAGGGAGCUGCAUCUGCUGACCGACCAGGACCUGACCCAGGCCAAGCCUAUUUAUGCUGGAUGGCUGUGCUUGGCUCCUGAGGGAACGGACUUCGACAAUCCCAUGCAAAGGUCCCGGAAAUGGCAGCGGAGAUUCUUUGUGCUGUACGAACACGGCUGUCUGCGCUUCGCCUUGGACGAGUCGCCAAGCACGCUGCCUCAGGGCACGGUCAACAUGAACCUCUGCACAGACGUCGUCGACGCCGAGCCCAAGACGGGCCAGAAGAACUCGCUGUGCAUCAUCACGCCCGACCAGGAGUACUUCAUCAGAGGAGAGAAUAAAGAGAUCAUCAACGGGUGGAGCGAACAGCUGAUCGUAUACCCCCGCACCAACAAGCAGAACCAGAAAAAGAAACGAAAAGUAGAGCCCACCACCUCCCAGGAGCCAGGACCGGCCAAGGUAGCCGUCACCGGUUCUGGGAUCCCCGAAGCAGACAAGGCUCCGGACUCCAGCUCCAUCAUCUGGCAGGAAGAGCUGAACCAGCGGGAGGCCGAGAGUGCAGCGGCCUGGGCGGCUGCUGACCAGCCGCUGGGCUCGCCUCCGCCCUCUGCAGGUGACUGUGUGCCUAUUGGCUCUGACGGCGGGUCAGUGAACGGCGACGAAGUGGACCGCAGCAGCCUGCCGCUGCAUGGCUCCGCUCCCCAGGCCCCCGGCGGCCCCCUUUCCCCGACCGGCUCCUGCUCCAGCUUGGGGGGGGUUCCGCGCUGCCUGUCCCCGGCGCCCAGCGACCCCUUCCCCUCCGGCAGCUCCCUGCUCUCCAACGGCUCCCACAUCAGCGGCUCGGUCAGCUCCCUGGACUCGGACGCCAGCGGCAGCACGGUCACCAGCACCGACAGCCACCCGGCGGCCCACCGGAGCGGCCACCACGACGCGCCGCGCUCCCGCCGGCUGGAAGUGGAGGCCAGAAAAGCCGAGAAGAGGAGCCGCUUCAGGAGCCCCGACAGGCAGGAGAGGGAGGCCGUCCUCAGUCCCGAGAGAAGUCGCUCCGGUGUUAUUGAGAAGUUGGAGGCCUUGGAGCUGGAGAAUCCAGAGAAAAUGGAGGUGGAGGAGACGGAGAGACGUGGAGCCAGACAGGGCCGCAGCGAGCACCGACGGCUCUGCAGAGAGGAGCAGAGGCAGGACCAUGACCAUGAGGGCCUGGACUUUCCCUCCACCCUGCCCCCCCUGAGGAGAGCCAAGUCUUUGGAUCGAAGGACCACAGAGUCCGUCAUGACGCCGGAUCUGCUCAACUUCAAGAAAGGCUGGAUGGUGAAGCUGGACGAGCAAGGCCAGUGGAAGAAAUACUGGUUUGUGUUGACGGAUCACAGCCUGAGAUACUAUAAAGAUUCAAUUGCAGAGGAGGCCUCAGACUUGGACGGGGAGAUUGACCUGUCCACCUGUUACAGUGUAACCGAAUGCCAGGCUCAACGCAACUACGGUUUUCAAAUUCAUACCCAGGAAGGAGUUCACACUCUGUCGGCCAUGACGGCAGGCAUACGCAGGAACUGGAUCCAGGCGGUCAUGAAGAACGUGAGACCGUCCACUGCCCCGGACGUGGCCAGCUCAACAGAGGACCAUGGCUCCUUCUCUGCUUUGGAGGGUCUCGUCAGACCAGACGUAGCUCAGGACUCGCCCUCCUCUGAGGCGUCCUCGGUGGAGAGAGAAUCUGCCCCAGGCGUCCUCAAAAGCAGAGCACGCGAACGCAGACGGGAAGGCCGCUCGAAGACGUUCGACUGGGCCGAGUUCAGGCCCAUCGCUCAGGCGCUGGCUCAGCAGCGGGCCCAGGAGGCCGAGAGCCUCCAGGCGGACAGGGGGGACCUGGAUCGCAGCAGGAGGAGAGAGGAGAGGCGGAAGAGAUACGAGUGCGUGACCGGCUCUGAGCACGCGUCCGCUCCAGGUGGAGGGAGGAUAGACUGCGAUGAGGGUGAUGGAGUCGUGCACACCGCCGCCGUUAGUCCCGCGUCUUUGGAGAAGCAGCAGAGGGUGGAGGAGGUGAUCGAAGAACACUGGCGGCAGGUGGAGAAGACGCCCAUCCGAGACGAGAGGAGGGUCCCUCUACCCGGCACAGUGCAGUCCAUGGAGACCUCGGAGCUGGAGCUGCUGCUGGAGAGUUACAAGCAAGGGAUAGAGGACCUGAAGGCCCAGUUGGCGAGCUGUCACCAGCAGCUACUUGACUCGAACAAGCACAAGCAGGAGCUGGAGCUCCAGCUGAGGACGGCUCUGGAGCGAGAGCAGGACAUCCGCUCCGGUUACGUCUCCCCGCUGGAGCAUCCUUUGGGUCUGGAGGCUGAUGUGACGCCCCAGACGAAGAGGCCCGAACCGGUUAGUUCCCAAGCACAGAGUUUAACAAAGAAGUACCAGGAGACCAAAGAGCUCCUGAAACUGCAAGAGCUGAAAAAGCGCAACAUGCAGGCACAGCUUGGCCUUUCGCUUUCUCACGCCUCCAUCAAGGAGCCUAACUUUUCUGACCAAACAACACCUAUGCCGGAAGGCGCUGCCACUGAACUUGUCCAAAAACGAGUUAGCUUCGUGCUCGAGGACAGCGCAGACGUCAUCCAGGAGCUGGAAGCUCUCCUGACCGACGAACCUCUGACUCUGAGGGAGCUCGGAAGAGUAUUGAAACUCCACAGCUUCACUCAAAGUACGGCCGGAAAAGAUGAACUUCAGAAGCUCCUGGAGACUUGGAAGUGCCAGCAGGAGAUUGAAAAUCAAACUUUAAAGAAGAGUUUGGCCAGGGCAGGGGAGAGCAUACGAGAGUAUGAAUCCCGUCUUCUGACCAUGGAGGAUAUGAUGGGGAAAGUUCAGAAGCAAGGUUUGGAAACCUUAAAAGGCCCGUACAGUUCUUUGUCCAAAAUAGAAAACCAUUCAGAGACGAGUGGCGUGACGACUGGGUUGCUCUCCCAGAGGGUUGAACUUCUAACAGGCGAAAACAGUGCGUUAAAACAGCGGUGCCAGGAGAUAGUAAACCAGCUGACAGAAGCCGACAGAGAAAUAGAUAGACUAAAAGCUGAACUCGUCAGCCAGCAGGGUGGGAAACACCAUCAUCUGGUCGUGGAGGAGCUGAAGAGACUAAAGGCGGAACUGGCUGAAAAUCAAGCCAACGCCAUAGACCGGGAGUAUUACGAGAGGGAGCUCAAUGAGAAGUCCUUAAGGCUCCAUGAAGCAUUAGUUACCUUGGAGGAACUUGGCAGCACCCUCAAAGACACUGAGAAGAAGCUCCAGCUGAAAGAGGCCACACUAAGAGGCCUGGGCUUCCAGGCAGACUACGAGGACGAGGAUUUGCAUCCAGAGGAGGAACAUCUCAGAGAGCUACUUGAAGCUUCUCAAGCCAAGGUGCUAGAGACCGAGGCGAGCCUGCGAAACGCAGAGCAGCGCUGUGCGGAGCUAGAAACCCGAAACGGUGAACUAGUUGCACUAAAUCAGGAAAUUGAGCAAGUUAGCAGGGAGAAACUAGCAGGAGUAGAAAAUGAAGCGAAGAUGCUGCGAGAGAGGUUAGAAAAGAAGGGUAGAGAUGGAGAGAAUGCUGGUGGGUGUGAAAACGUAGGAGACGAGCAGGUUGACGAUGAAGGACUGUUCAAGCAAGUGGUCGCUGAGUUGGAGAUGAGGUCUGAGGCUUUAGAUAAAGUUGUAGAGAUGUUAGCAAAGGUAGAUGCAGAUGUAGAAACCAUGCUUAGUCUAUUAAGAAGCACUUUAUUUGGUUCUUGUAAGGAAGAGCCUCUUUGCGUCAGUGGAAGGGAUAUGAGGUCCGUGGUGGAGUGGGAGUUCUGGAGUCUGGUGUUGAGCAAUAAAGGGUUAGAGCCUGAGGGACACAAACAGAUCAGUGAGCUGCUCCAGCAGAUAAAGGCGCAAAAGAGUCUGGAGCUGCUGGGAAAGACAGAGAGUGAAAAGCAAAUUGAUCUCACAAAAAUGUACCGCUGGCUCGACGAUGACACAUACGCUAUGAUUCUUAGACAGCUAGGAGAAACCUUGGAGGGAAGGUCCCACCACUUGAAGCAGAUUGCUUCCAGUCUGGAACUGAACAAAGACGACAAACUUCUCUCCUUGGCUCUGACAAGUUUAGGUGUCGGGCGGGAGCAGAAGCUGCCUUCCAGAUAUCUCCUGGAUUCCCUUAAAGAAGCUUGCCUGUCGUAUGUGAUUGUCAGGCUGAACGUCCAGCGUGAAAUAGAGCUAAAGCAAAAUGAGACCGCAGUGCAGACGGAGAGCCUGAGCUGUCCGAAUUGCCCUAAACUUAAAGAAACUGCUAGUGAUCUUCAGUCCAAACUGGAAGAUCUCCAGAAUCAGCUUUCCCUGAAACCUUCAGCCGCGCCACAAGCUUUGAUCCAGAUUGAAGGAGAGCCCAUAGAUUCAUUGGAGAAAACCAUUGAGCUUCAGGACCUGGUUGCGAGACACAGGAAGGAGUUACGAGACGUCAAAAACAACUACGAGAAGGAACUUGAAAAAUUAAGGCAGGAAGUUGAAAAGGCCAACGAAGCAAUCCGCCUUCAUUCAGAGGAAAAUAUUAAAGAGAUGGACUCGGUGACGAACUGCAUGGAGAACCUGAAAAACAAGCACGAGGACGAGAAGAGGAAACUCCUCGAGAGAUUCCAGCGGGAAAUGGAAGAGUUGAGAAUCAUGACGAGUCCAGCAAACCGGGAGCAGACCGAAACAGAGGAGGAGGCGCCGGUGCAGGACGCCUCGGCCCUGCAGGAACGCAUCCAGGAGCUGGUGAGCCAGGUCUCAGCCAUGGCCGAAGAGAUGAGGCGACGGGAUGAGCAGGGCGACACAAACGCCCUACGGCUGAAAUACGAGAGAGACCUGGAAAACCUUAAGGCCACCUGUGAGAGGGGCUUUGCCGCCAUGGAGGAGUCCCAUCAGAAGGUGAUCGAAGAGCUGCAGAGGAAACACCAGAGAGAACUGGAGAACCUGAAGGAGGAGAAGGAGCGACUGCUGGCGGAGGAGACGGCAGCCACAAUCGCUGCUAUUGAAGCAAUGAAAAACGCUCAUCGGACGGAGCUGGAGAAGGAGCUGGAUAAGGCCCGCAAGGCCAACAACAACACCGAGAACGCGGAUAUAGAGGAGAUCCGCAGACAGCACGAGGAGGAGCUGACUUCCUUCCAGCAGGAUAUCGACGUGCUGUCGGAGCAGUAUUCCCAGAAGUGCCUGGAGAACGCCCACCUGGCCCAGGCCCUGGAGGCCGAGAGGCAGGCCCUCAGGCAGUGUCAGAGGGAGAACCAGGAGCUCAACGCGCACAACCAGGAACUGAACAAUCGUCUGGCAGCAGAGAUCACCAAGAUGCGCUCCAUGGCGUCCGAGGACGGCGCUGGAGAUCCGAACAGCACAAUCCAGGGCAAAGAGCUGUACGAGCUAGAGGUGAUGCGGCGGGUGAAGGAGUCCGAGGUCCAGUACCUGAAGCAGGAAAUCAACUCCCUCAAAGAUGAACUGCAGGCUGCUCAAAGAGACAAGAAAUAUGCAACAGAUAAGUACAAGGACAUCUACACGGAGCUGAGCAUUGUGAAGGCCAAGGCGGAGCGGGAUCUUGGCCGACUGCGAGAGCAGCUGCAGCUGGCCCACGAGGCGCUGGGAGAGCCGUCGCUCGAGGACCUGGAGCGAGGAGGAUACGAUAUCAUGAAGUCCAAAAGCAACCCUGACAUCCUGAAGAUGGCAGCCGCUGCAGCCAAGCGCUCGGAGCGAACCCUGAGGUCAAAGUCUGUGAAUCGAGACAUGCCCUGGGACAGUUAGCUGAAGACGUGUAGGCCUACUCCCUCCUCUCCUUUUAGAGUCUGAAGGAAGGGCUGACGGCGGAGCAGAGACUCCACCUGUUCGAGAACAAAGACGCUAAGGAGUUCUGAGAGCGACGCUUCACGUCCGCCUGCCGCGCUGCAUGUUUAGAAGUCCACGAGCGUUUAGCUCUGCUACGACGUAUUUAGAAACACUACACACUGGUCACUAAACACAUCGUAUAUGUCAUUAAAGAAGAGACACGCUAUGAAGUUUGAAUUUCAUGUCUAGACUUUGCAUUCCAUGCACUUCAGUUAACUGUGACAUUUUUUUUUUCUUCUUCUAUGUCUUAUUGUAAAUAUUGUUUUAAAAAAAAAAAGAAAAAAAAAAAGAGCAUCUGCCAUGCAUACACUAAACUAUGACUGUGUAAGCUACUGUUUUAACACUAUAGACUGUUGCUAGCCAAAGACGUGGAGCUGUAAUGUUGAGUGGCUAAACAAAAGCAAAAGUGCAUAUUGAGAAAGUAACACUCGCCUAACGACGGCGUAGGAAUGAGUCCGGUGUUCAGCGUGUUAUGGCUCCUCCGCAGCACACGUGCAGGUGCUGCUCAGUAAACAAGCUUUGGGAAUGAAAGUGCUCGACCACAGCCGGAGACGAGCUCCCAUCCGCCGUUGCUUCUCUCUCCGUCUUCCUCGUUAAACGCGCUACGUUCACGCAAACCUGAUUUUCCUCCAAACGGAAGGCCCACGGACACGUUCACUGACUAUAAUUUAAGUACAUGCAUUAAAAGUUCUAGUUUUUGUUGUUGUUGUUGUUUUACUCUCACAGCAAUCAUUGGUCCAGCUGUAUAGGAGUUGCUCCAGUUGGUUUAUGUUCGUAGUCCUGUUCUGUGGCAGUCCCUUUGUAUUUAUUUAAAUGGCUGGGAUUUUUUUUUUUUUUUCUUUCACGUUCCCAUUCCUCUGUACUCUAUUAUUGUAAAUAUAAAGCAAAUAUACACCAACUGACUACAGGUUUAUUAGCAAUAAAUAUUUUUGCACCCUUU